Messenger RNA from Oncorhynchus keta (chum salmon), 1154 nucleotides. Its product is annotated as syntaxin-3-like. Lineage: Eukaryota; Metazoa; Chordata; Actinopteri; Salmoniformes; Salmonidae. The coding region runs from base 143 to 1000 and encodes 285 amino acids. Gene Ontology annotation, molecular function: SNAP receptor activity; SNARE binding. The record is from RefSeq and is a predicted model, not a curated record. Gene Ontology annotation, cellular component: SNARE complex; synaptic vesicle; plasma membrane. Gene Ontology annotation, biological process: intracellular protein transport; synaptic vesicle fusion to presynaptic active zone membrane; exocytic insertion of neurotransmitter receptor to postsynaptic membrane. The transcript is spliced from 11 exons.
UUUGGCCAAGUCACUUCUGAUGAAUCAGUAGGCUAAUUAAUUGUAAUGGUCUAAUUUGGUAACCGUUUAAUUAGUGGUUGUAGAUUAGAAUAUCUCUUCUUGAUAGUUUAGAGAUUGUGACAGUGGCAACACAGUUUUGAAGAUGAAGGACCGACUGGAACAGUUGAAGGCGAAAAGUGAUGUGGCUGGGGACGAUGUGGAGGUUCCAGUGGAGAACCAAGCCUUUAUGGAUGACUUCUUCGCCCAGAUUGAGGAGAUUCGCAGCAGCAUCGAUAAGAUAGAUGAGAGUGUGGCGCAAGCAAAGAAGCUGUACUCGACCAUCCUCUCCGCCCCUACAUCAGAGCAGAAGACGCAAGAUGACUUGGAGGCGGUCACCAACGACAUCAAGAAAGCAGCCGGCACCGCUCGCAACAAACUAAAGAGUAUCGAGAAGCAACUUGAGACAAACACAGAGGAACGGUCGUCAGCAGACACGAGGAUCCGGAAGUCCCAGCAUGCCAUCCUGGCCAAGAAGUUUGUGGAGGUGAUGACCAAGUACAACGAGGCUCAGACGGACUUUAGAGACAAGAGCAAAGGCCGCAUCGCCCGGCAGCUGGAGAUCACGGGAAAAACAACAACCGACGAGGAGCUGGAGGAGAUGUUGGAAGGAGGGAACGCAGCCGUCUUCACCGCAGGGAUCAUGGAGUCGGGUAUAUCGAAGCAGGCGUUGAAUGAGAUUGAGGCGCGGCACAAAGACAUUGUGAGGCUGGAGAGCAGCAUCAAAGAGCUUCAUGACAUGUUCGUGGACAUUGCUAUGCUGGUGGAGAACCAGGGCGGUAUGAUUGACAAGAUUGAGAGCAACAUGGACCAAUCGGUGGGCUUCGUAGAGCGGGCGGUUGCCGACACCAAGAAAGCAGCCAAAUUUCAGCAGGAGGCCCGUAGGAAGCAGAUGAUGAUCAUGUGUUGCUGUGUCAUCCUCUGUGUCAUCGGAGGGUCCUUCCUCUACAGCUUUAUCAAAUAGGAAAUACCGUCCGGGUGAAGUUGAAGAGGAGUGUCCCAGAUUACCCCCAGUCUAACCUGGGUGGAUGGAUCAACAGUGGACACUGUCUGUCAAGAGAUACAUUCAGCGCUACUCAGAGGAGAUACACCUCAGUCCGGCUAAAGGCCUUCCACAC